AUGUCUGUUGUAGAAUCCUUUACCAAGUUGGGUUUUAAUGAUCCUCCUGCUGAAUCUGUUCCAGUCAAGUCACUUGUCUUUAAACCAAAGACUCCAAAGUCUGCUACACCAGUUCCAAUUGUUGUUGUAGCUCUACAAUCUACUGCCACACCAUCUCCACUUAUUGCACAAGUUACUUCUUCUAAGGAUCCAAGGUUAGCACGUGAUGAUUUAGUCAGAGACAUUUUCAAAUGUGAAUCUGCUAAGGAUUUUAACUUGGGUUACUUAUCCAACGCUACCUCUGACUUUAAAUUAUUAAUUGAUUCUCAAUUAGAAGCUGUUGAAGGUGCUACUAUCUUAAAAUUGACUGAUGACUUAUUUAUGACCAAAGAAAUUUUAUUCAAGUUCUUAUCUGAAUUUGAUGCUGUCAGGCAGUCUGUUGAUUUCACUCAAGAAGUUAAAAGUAAAGAUCAAAAGAAGGGACAACAGCCAAAGAAGCAAGACUCAUCUAGCGCCAUUUUAGAGGAUGCUAAAUUAAUUGGUAUCACUGUCGACAAAUCUAAGGAUUUCCCAGGUUGGUAUCAACAGGUCUUAACCAAGGGUGAAAUGUUAGAUUAUUAUGACGUUUCAGGUUGUUAUAUUUUAAGACCACCAUCUUAUGCCAUUUGGGAAAACAUUCAAAAAUGGUUCGAUGAGAAAAUUAAAGGUUUAGGUGUCCAAAAUGCCUAUUUCCCAAUGUUCGUUUCCUCUCGUGUUUUGGAAAGAGAAAAGGAUCACAUUGAAGGUUUUGCUCCAGAAGUCGCCUGGGUUACCAGAGCUGGUCAAUCUGAGUUGGAAGAACCAAUUGCUAUUAGACCAACUUCAGAGACUGUUAUGUAUCCAUACUAUGCUAAAUGGAUCCAAUCCUACAGAGACCUACCAUUAAAGUUAAACCAAUGGAACUCUGUCGUCAGAUGGGAGUUUAAGCAUCCACAACCAUUUUUAAGAACAAGAGAAUUUUUGUGGCAAGAAGGUCACACUGUUUUCUUAACCAAGGAAGAGGCUGAAAAGGAAGUUUUGCAGAUCUUAGACUUUUAUGCUGAUAUCUACAAAGAAUUAUUGGCUGUUCCAGUUGUUAAGGGUAGAAAGACAGAAAAGGAAAAAUUUGCUGGUGGUGACUACACAACUACUGUUGAAGGUUAUAUCCCACAAACAGGUCGUGGUAUCCAAGGUGCUACAUCUCAUCAUUUAGGACAAAAUUUCUCUAAAAUGUUUAACUUAACUGUUGAAAAUCCAAAGGGUCCAGAAUAUCCAAAAGUUUUUGCAUUCCAGAACUCCUGGGGUCUUUCUACACGUACUCUUGGUGUUAUGGUUAUGAUCCAUUCUGAUAACAAAGGUUUAGUUAUCCCACCAAGAGUUGCUCAAUUCCAAGCUGUUGUUAUUCCAGUUGGUAUCACUAAAAAUACUACCGAAGAACAGCGUCAGCAAAUCUACGAUUCUUCUAAGAGUGUCGAAUCUCGUUUGAAGCAAGCUGGUAUUAGAGCCUUUGGUGAUUAUAACGAUAAUUACACACCAGGUUGGAAAUUUUCUCAAUAUGAAUUAAAGGGUAUUCCUGUCCGUAUUGAAUUGGGUCCAAAGGAUAUUAAGGAAAACCAAGUUACUGUUGUCCGUAGAAAUGACUCUCGUAAGUACAAUGUUAAAUUAGAUGAGUUAGAAAAACGUAUCCCAGAGAUCUUAAAUGAAUUACACAACGAUUUGUAUUCUAAAGCUAAGGAACUUUACGAUUCUCAUAGAGUUCUUGUCAAUGAAUGGAAAGAGUUUGUUCCAAACUUAAACAAAAAGAAUGUUAUUAUUGCACCAUGGUGUGGUGUUACCGAAUGUGAAGAGGAUAUUAAGGACUCUUCUGCCAAGAAAGAUGACGGUGAAGAAAUCGCUGUUGAUGAAAAAGCUCCAAGUAUGGGUGCUAAAUCAUUAUGUAUUCCAUUUGAACAACCAGAAUUAAAGGAAAGUCAAAAGUGUAUUAAGUGUGAUCGUCCAGCCAUUAACUACACUAUGUUUGGUCGUUCCUACUAA
Arxiozyma heterogenica is the source of this 2031-nucleotide messenger RNA. RefSeq names its product proline--tRNA ligase. Gene Ontology annotation, cellular component: cytoplasm; aminoacyl-tRNA synthetase multienzyme complex. Lineage: Eukaryota; Fungi; Ascomycota; Saccharomycetes; Saccharomycetales; Saccharomycetaceae. The record is from RefSeq and is a predicted model, not a curated record. The transcript has a single exon. Gene Ontology annotation, molecular function: proline-tRNA ligase activity; aminoacyl-tRNA deacylase activity; ATP binding. Gene Ontology annotation, biological process: prolyl-tRNA aminoacylation. Bases 1 to 2031 code for a protein of 676 amino acids.